Messenger RNA from Vitrella brassicaformis, 1164 nucleotides. NCBI's taxonomy places the organism in Eukaryota, Vitrellaceae. The record is from the annotation of a GenBank genome assembly.
GUGAGAGAGUGGUCGAUUGAAGCAGAAGUCAGUCAACACACACGUAGUCUGACUCAUAUUUGACUGACGGGCAAGCAUGUAGUACACACACGACAAGCAGAAGCUCAUCAGAAGCUGAGCGGCACUCUGCAGUGGCGGCUGCAUCAUCGCAUCAUAUCACAUACAUCUCACGCACCACAUCUUAAAGCAGAGUGCCACACCUACGAGCAAACACCACCGACUCAAGAACACCUGACCUUAAUUCGCCGCAAGAUGGCCAACACACACACACACACACAUCUGACAAACACCAUACCAACCCUCUCCCUCCCCUCUCCCCUCGGCCGUCGGUCAUCUGCUGCUGGCGCCGUGGUCAUAGCUGCCGGGCAGCUUGAAGGUCUUGGUGAGCGGCAUGACCUUCUCGCGCAUCAGUCCGAUGAUGGGCAUGGUGCGGUACUUGAGCCGCAAAGUCACAUUCCUGUCCCGCAGGUAGUCUUCCCCCUUGAGGACGUACUCAACCUGCUCGCUGCUGAGGCUGAGCACCGAGUCGUCCACCGUCUCGAUGAUCUUGUCCCAGACGGUGACCUCGUUGCGCUUGUGCUUGCUCGUGACGUAGGACGCCGUGAGGUAGACGAAGAGCUGCUUGAGGUUCCAGUGGAACUCGGAGGAGAGGUCCGCCUCCAUGUUGAAGGAGAAGACGGCCUGGUCGCCCUGCCGCGUGUUUCGGAUGGGGAAGACCUUCUCCACCUCGAGCACAUCCAUCCGCGGCGUCGGGUCAAACAUCACAUAGGCCGACAGGUGGUUGAGCACGGCGAAGAAGGCGAGGCAGCUCAGGAAGCUGCAAAACAGCGUGUUGGCGCGAGUCGACAGUGUUUCCAUCAUCUUGGUCGACAAUGUCUGUGGGCUUUCCACACACACACACAAUGCACAGACUCUUGCCGCCAGUCGCAGUGACCGACAAAACCGCUGCGUCCCUGCACAGACAGCCACAGGAGCCAACACGUGGACAGCGCAAUCCUUCAGAAAUCAGAUAGAUUGAUGAUCAUUCGGCUCCUGCAUGGUUGCCCACCUGCAGGGAUGUGCUCACAGGCUCGAAAUGGCUUCAGAUCUCGCGAGUCGACCCACCUGCGAGCUCAGAUCUGAGACGUCCAUCAUUUGAUUGAAGCAGCAGGAGCAGGAGGCUGG